Messenger RNA from Oryza sativa Japonica Group (Japanese rice), 2219 nucleotides. RefSeq names its product protein REVEILLE 1. The record is from RefSeq and is a predicted model, not a curated record. Gene Ontology annotation, molecular function: DNA binding. NCBI's taxonomy places the organism in Eukaryota, Viridiplantae, Streptophyta, Magnoliopsida, Poales, Poaceae.
GCUCUUUUUCUCCCGUCCCCUCCUCCCUCCUCCUAGUGCGACGGGGCCUACGUAACGCUCGCUUCUUUGCCUCCUCGUUCCCUUCUCCUCCUCAUCUCCCCCCAUCUCGUCGUCCUCAUCAACAACAUCGAGGAGAAAACUCGCAAAGAUUGCGGGGUUUGGGAGGCGCUGAUUUUUUGGCUUUGGUGUGGCGAUCCUGUGGAGUGUGGUUUGGUUUGGGAGGAGUUCGGUUUUUUCAGAAUGGAGAUGGCCUGUUUGCCGGGAAACGCCAUGGCAACCGACGAAAACGGUGCCGACGAUCGCGCCGGCGGCGAGAGCACCGUGGAUCAUCUCAGGAGCCAUAUGAACUACGGCGACAUGGAUUUGUCAGGGGAAGAGCACGUGCCAAAGGCGCGAAAGCCGUACACGAUCACGAAGCAGCGCGAGAAGUGGACGGACGAGGAGCACAGGCUGUUCUUGGAAGCCCUGCAGCUGCACGGCCGCGCAUGGCGCCGUAUACAAGGUAUGUCUCAUCGAACAGAUCGAAUUUUCAUGGCGAUCGAUCGCAAUUGUCCGUAUUCGCCUGUGUGCCGUAACGUUUGUGUUCGUCUGUGUGUGGAUGCAGAGCACAUAGGUACCAAGACUGCCGUGCAAAUCCGUAGCCACGCGCAGAAGUUCUUCUCUAAGGUCGUCAGAGAAUCUUCGGGGAGUAACACCGGCUCGGGCGGCGCGUCCGCCGCGGCGGCGGCGGCGGCCAUCCAGAUCCCUCCGCCGCGGCCGAAGAGGAAGCCGGCGCACCCGUACCCGCGCAAGGUGGACGGCGCGGCCAAGAAGCACGUCCCGGCGCUCAGGCAGCUGGAGAAGCCGCCGUUGUGGAUGCAGUCCCUGUCCGAGCAGGAGGAGGGCUCGCCGACGUCGGUGCUGACGGCGGCGCAGAUAGGCACCGAGGCCCUGGGCGGUGGGUUCUCGAAUAACUCGAGCGGCAGCGGGUCGCUGGCUCCGUCAGCCGCCGGUACGGAUGAGCAUGUCGACGGUGGCGGCUCGCCGGCGUCGUCGGUGGACAGAGAGGACGGGUGCCUCUCACCGAGCAUCCCGACUGCUGAGUUGGCUAUGCAGGCGCCAAAUACUAAGAUGUCAAUUGCAACCACGGAUGCCAAAGAAGCAUCCUCAGAAGCAUCAGUCUUCAGGCUAUUCGGAAAGAGCGUAGUGGUUAAGGAUUCAGACCAGCUGCACCUGCUUAAUGGCAGUAACAUUGCAACGAGUGGUUCAGUUGAGAGAGCAACCAGAAACAUACUAGUACCUUCUUUUGCUGCUGCCCCAGAAGGGAGCUCGUCGAAUCCAUGGCCGAGCAGCAUGCAACAGUUUCUCUACUUCCUUCCUCGAUCGGAUGGUUUCGCCGCGCAACCUGUCAUGCCAUGGUUGAGCUACAACGGGAGCCUUCCAUGCGCGCUGUUCUACCCGGCGGCGGCGGCGGCUGCGAACCAGCAGUGCCACCGUGAUUCAGAGGGCGUAGAGUUCAGAGUCUCGCAGAGGGAAGGAUCGCUGACGGGCUCGAACACGGCCUCCAGCGUCGUGCUUGGAUCGUCGGCGGCGGUACCGGCGGCGGCGGCGGCGGCUCAGAAUUCGGACGUCGCGGAGUCCCGUGGCCAAGGGAACAGCAGGGAGGCGGCGGCCUCGCCACGGCUGACCAAGUGCGAGAGCUCGGCGUCCGUCACCCUGCUGCAGAGGGGCUUCAUGCCGUACAAGAGGUGCGCGGCGGAGAGCGAGCUGCUGCGAUCGGAGGCCGCCGGAGGAGAGGAGGCCGUCGCCGACGGUGAGCUGACAAGGCUGUGCUUGUGACAACUGACUCGUCGCACGGACACGUCACGCCACAGUACUACUAUUCGUAGGUGACAAAUAACAAAUCUGACAUGAGAUUAAGGCGGGAAGAAGAGGCAUGUCCUGCUGUUAGGAUGUUGCUCGAGACCACUUUAGUUUUCCAGAAAAUGGAAGAGCAAUUCUGGUUUUUACUCGUCGAUAUAGUAUUGUAUAAUCUGUAAGAUAACAACUUUUGUACUUUUUUUUUUACUUUGCCUGUAAUUUUAUCCCCAACUCGAAUACGUUCAGAGUUGAGUGGCUGUCAAUGUUGCCUUUUAUCAACCUGAAUCUCGGACAGGGGUUGCCAUAGGCUAACUACAUGUAAUCUAGGCUUGUAUCUCUCCACAAAAUGCAAUGGAAAGACGAGGAAAUGUUGGAUGCAA